Ruditapes philippinarum (Manila clam) is the source of this 1378-nucleotide messenger RNA. RefSeq lists its product as uncharacterized. The transcript has 7 exons. The record is from RefSeq and is a predicted model, not a curated record. The coding region runs from base 461 to 1378 and encodes 305 amino acids. Lineage: Eukaryota; Metazoa; Mollusca; Bivalvia; Venerida; Veneridae.
UGCUACUGCCAUUUUGUAUUGAUGCGCAUGGGUGAAAGGUUAGGUCAGAAAUCCCGAUCGAUUUACGAACGAAAAGAAACUUUUAAUAAACGACUUAAUGUGAAUCUGUGAUGUAAAUGGAUCACUAAUUUGUUAUAAGAGACACGACUUAGCUUUUAAUACGUUUAAUGGUAUUUGUAACAUUUUCUUCACGCGGAUGAAUACCGCGGGUGAAACACGGCGGUCGAUAUUGUUAAAUAAACUAAUAAUUUAAAAAAUAGUGCUUUUUUUCUUCCAAACGACUUGUGAUAUCUUUAUUAAUUUUGCAAAGGAAUCGUCUUUGGUAGUUUUAUUUCACAAGUUAAUAACGAAAAUCCAAAGUAUCGGAAGCGCUUUUGUUGGAUUACAUAUUUUCUAUCUCGAUGCAACUGAAAUUAGUCUAUAUGGAAUGAAAUAUUAAAAAUGUGAUAUAAUUUAUAAAAUGAUGUUUUACACAAGUAAUUUUCUGUCGGUUUGGAUAUGGUUACAAGUCACUCUUGAUUUUUCAGAGGGCGGAUGCACGUGGCCAGCAGCAUUUGUGAGUUCCACGUGGCGUGACAAUACACGCGGUGACAUCACAUUUGGCACUGAUACGCUGCAAGGAUGGAGUAUACAAAUGUAUGGAUCUACAGUCAGUAAUUGGGAAUGCUUGGAUCAAAGUUAUUUUGAUUCAGAGGGAAUAUUGAUUAUAAAGUCCACAGAUACGUUUAGUCAUGUAGGUGGAACUUGGACCUCAUUUGUUUGCCUGGAGAUGACAAAGGUCACAGACAAUUCGUAUUAUUAUUACCAAAAACAUGACCAACUUGACUCUGGCGGAAGCGGAGACGAGCGUGUCAAAUCAGAAACUGACGGUACCAUUACCGGAAAGUCAAAUAUAUGUGGUUCAACUGCUGUACCAACUGCUGAAUUUCAUUUCAUGGUCAAGUCAGGGUCGGAAUCAGCAUCAAAGCAAUAUUGUUCCCCCUCUCUCCUGGCUAAGAUGGACUACACACUUGAUACCCUAGGUGUGGAAACUUGUGCCGGCACGGUUGAUGACUGGGACGUUUGUACUAACAGAACAACAAUGACAUUUAAUUAUACAACAUGUGCAUCUGAGAUGCUUUAUUCAAGUGGUGGAGAAGUUUAUUGUAUGGCUAACCUAACAUCAACAUACGAAUAUACCGUGGUCUAUAAUACGGACGCCUCUCCGACAUACAGAUUUGCAUGUAUUGUUUCGAACAGUGCAGGAACGGAGGCGUCAAUAGUGUAUAAGAAUUGUACAAUAGAUCAGACACCGACAACUAAUGCUAAACAACAUGAUGGAACAAACAUUGGUGCUCUUGUAACUAUGGAAGCGAAAGGUAAUACCGAAAUGAUUUGA